AUGGAUAACAGGGAGAACCUCUGGACCCGCCGCUCCAACACCAGCAAGCUCUCUCUGUCCACCUCGCAGUCCGAACACCCGAACGACCACGCUCCGACGCGCACAUUCUCCGCCUCUGCAAAAGGCUUCGGCGCCACGUCGUCGCACGGCGGCCGCAAUCCCUUCAACGCCAUUUCGCCAUUAACUCCCGGCGCGCUCGCGUCGCCGACCACCGGGGGCUCUUCUGCGUUUGGGCUUGGGUCGGGUGCCUUUGCGUCUUUUGGGUCUGCCAACAAGGCGCCAAAGACGCCGGGCACUGCCUUCGACUUCAAGACGGCUGCAGUACCCGCAGCGGCACCAAUAACACCCGCCGAUAGAAAGGCGCCGAGCAAGGUCUUAAACAGCGCACGCAAGGAGCCGACUUUCACAUCUGCGCCACAAGAGAGCACAAUGCCCUCAGAGCCGCUCGACCCUAAUGCACCGUGGCCGCUGAAGUACUCGUGGGUCGUCUGGUUCCGCCCGCCCACACCCAAGAACAACGACUACGAGAAGUCGAUGAAGCCUCUUUGUAGAAUAAGCACCGCCCAGGAUUUCUGGAAGGUGUUUGUGCACCUCAAGCGGCCUUCAUCGCUGCCCACAGUCUCUGACUACCACGUCUUCAAGGAAGGCAUUAGGCCUGUGUGGGAAGACGAGGAGAACAAGCGUGGCGGCAAAUGGAUCAUGCGCCUGAAAAAGGGAGUCGCAGACCGCUACUGGGAAGAAUUGCUCAUGGCAUGUAUUGGUAACCAGUUCAACGAGGCCGGCGAGGAAGUUUGCGGCUUCGUCCUCAGUGUUCGAAGCGGCGAGGACGUCUUCAGCAUCUGGACGAAGAACGACGGUGGCCGCAACAUCAAGAUCAGGGAGACGGUAAAGCGUGUGCUAACCCUCCCUGAAGGCACCCAGAUCAUCUGGCGUAGUCACGACGACAGCAUCGCGCAACGCACUGCCAUUGACCAGGCACGUCAGGAAAAGAACCAGCUCAACCACGAGAAACGUCGAGUAACAUCGUCGGACGAGACACAGCGGGAGAAAUCCACAGCUGGAUUGUAG
Didymella exigua CBS 183.55 is the source of this 1068-nucleotide messenger RNA. Its product is annotated as IF4E-domain-containing protein. The coding region runs from base 1 to 1068 and encodes 355 amino acids. Gene Ontology annotation, molecular function: translation initiation factor activity; RNA 7-methylguanosine cap binding. Gene Ontology annotation, cellular component: cytoplasm; eukaryotic translation initiation factor 4F complex. The record is from RefSeq and is a predicted model, not a curated record. Gene Ontology annotation, biological process: translational initiation. NCBI's taxonomy places the organism in Eukaryota, Fungi, Ascomycota, Dothideomycetes, Pleosporales, Didymellaceae. The transcript has 2 exons.